Messenger RNA from Sander lucioperca (pikeperch), 4816 nucleotides. RefSeq names its product UDP glycosyltransferase 8 (gene ugt8). Lineage: Eukaryota; Metazoa; Chordata; Actinopteri; Perciformes; Percidae. Bases 239 to 1891 code for a protein of 550 amino acids. The record is from RefSeq and is a predicted model, not a curated record. Gene Ontology annotation, molecular function: UDP-glycosyltransferase activity. The transcript has 6 exons.
AUCUCGCACACUGCUAGUCCCGCCUUUCACCGUCCCUGUGAGAGGGACUGGGAGUUUAAUGUUCCCUCUGCUCGUCUUCGAUACUCGGGGACACAUUUUACUUUACUGUCAUUUUUUCCUCACCACUUUUUGUGUGUUUGACUUCCUCGACACUUUAAUUUGCGUCCUCGAAAAUUAGACCUUGCCUACUGCAGUAUCACCACCCCACCUGACCCGAGCAACAUUCAAGCCACAAGCCAUGCUUCUACCCUCUUCACUACUACUCCUCCUUGGCCUCCUCACCUGGAGUCCCAGUGCAUCAUGGGCCGCUAAAGUGAUCGUGGUCCCACCCAUCAUGUUUGAAUCACACCUCUACAUUUUCAAGACGCUGGCCACGGCUCUGCACCAGGAGGGCCAUGAGACCCACUUUCUAAUUUCAGAGGGUCGUGGGGUGCCCCCUUCCCCUUACUACCACUUGCAGCGCUACCCAGGAAUCUUUAACAGCACCACGGCUGACAAUUUCCUCCAGUCAAAAGUCAGCAACAUCUUCUCAGGCCGCCUGACAUUUCUGGAACUGUUUGAUAUACUUGACCACUACUCUCAGAACUGUGAUGCUGUCGUUGGCAGUGUUGAGGUAAUGACCCGCCUCAAGGAGGCCAAGUUUGACCUGCUGCUGGUAGACCCUAAUGAGAUGUGUGGUUUUGUGAUCGCUCAUAUCCUGGGUGUGAAAUAUGCCGUGUUCAGCACAGGCCUGUGGUACCCUGCAGAGGCGGGCGCCCCAGCCCCACUUUCAUAUGUACCCGAAUUCAACUCAUUGCUGACAGACCGCAUGUCUCUGGUCCAGAGGAUCGCCAACACAGCUGUUUACCUGGUGCAGCGCUUUGGAGUCCGUUAUAUUGCAUUACCCAAGUAUGACCGGAUUAUGAAGAAACAUGGAGUGAAGCCUCAAGUGGCUAUGUCUGACUUGGUGCAGGGCAGCCGGCUGUGGAUGCUAUGCACUGACCUGGCUCUGGAGUUCCCCAGGCCCACCCUGCCACAUGUGGUGUACAUAGGAGGCAUCCUUACCAAGCCCCCCAAUCCACUUCCACAGGACUUUGAGGUGUGGGUGAAUGACACAGCGGAGCAUGGCUUUGUGGUUGUGUCAUUUGGAGCUGGGGUCAAGUACCUUUCCCAUGACAUUGCUCACAAACUAGCAGGAGCCCUCGCCAGGCUGCCCCAGCGUGUCAUCUGGAGAUUCUCUGGAGUUCCACCCAGUAACCUUGGUAACAACACCAAGCUUGUUGAUUGGAUGCCUCAGAAUGACUUAUUAGGUCACGCCAACACAAGGGCCUUUCUGAGCCAUGGUGGCCUGAACAGCAUCUACGAGGCCAUGUAUCAUGGGGUGCCGGUGGUAGGUGUGCCCCUGUUUGGAGACCACUAUGACACCAUGACUCGUGUGGCAGCCAAAGGUAUGGGUAUCAUGCUACACUGGAAGUACAUGACCGAGGAAGACCUCUACACAGCCCUGACCAGCGUCAUCAAAGACACCAGGUACCGCCAACAAGCACGUACUCUCUCCAACAUUCACAAAGACCAGCCAGGCCAUCCUGUGACCAGGGCUGUCUACUGGAUCAGCUACAUCCUACGUCACCACGGUGCCAACCACCUGCGCUCCGCCGUAUACGAGGUGUCCCCCUACCAGUACUUCCUGCUGGAUGUGAUUUUCACUGUAGGGGCUGCCUUGGCUCUGAUCGUCUUUGCCCUGCGACGGUUGGUAAGAUUGCUGAGGGGGAAGGCUGGGGACCAGAGCAGAGGAGGUAGUGUCCCCAGGGAUGAUGGUAACAUGGCCAAUGGACAUUGCCAUAGCGAGAGCAUGGCCAACGGGAAACACAAACGCAAUGGCUCCUUGAAAAUCGAGAAAAAGCUGAAUUAAUGUUUUGAAUGACCAAAAGGGAUGAGGAAGAAGUUGCCCCAAGGACUCAGCUCUAGGUUUAGUUUAGUGGGUUAAUAAAACCUUUGAGAGAAAGCUGUUCUUAGGUCUGUGUUGAGAGGCAACUGCUACUCAGAGUGAGCACGAUGCUAUAGGAUACACAAUGCAUCAUGUGGGAACAGAGCAAGGCAUCGGGUGCUCAAAAUCUGUGUGUGUGUGUGUCUGUGUGUGUCUGUGUGGGUGUAUGUGUAUGUGUGAACUGAAGCAAAUUUAAUGAAAACUAAUAAAAGAAGCUGCAAUACAACACCAAAUUGGAAAGUCAUUGAGGAUCAAACACAGGAAAGACACAUUGGGAGGACAUUGUUUUUUCAUGUGCGUCAUUUCUCCUGCAAGUUCCCUGUUAUCUUCCUGGCUUCCUUACCAAUGGAAGGAUGAUGAAGAAGGGAAAUCCUGAGCGCCAACUACUCAUCCUCAGAACAAAACAAGCAAACCAAUGGAUAACUUUUGAAAUAGUUAGGAUUUAAUGUUUUUAACUGCAAACUCUGCUUCUACGUGUGUCUGGUAACCUGUAAAUAGAGGAAACAUCUUGUCAUUACUGUACAAAUACAUUUUAAUGAUGGAGCUUUUUAAUCUAAUUUUUAAUUUAUUUCAUGUGUCAAUAGUGUGAUAGCAUUAUGGUAGAUGUACACUCCCUCGUCUAAGUUCAUAUUGGUGAAAUAAACAAAACAAAGACUAACAGCUUCAGUCAUUAUAAGUCUGCACAGGUCUAUGCUUUCUGCAGUUUAAUCAUCCACAGUAUUCAUGGCGGUCUUGUUUCAAACUAAUCAGAGUGUUGAAAAUAUUUUAAAUUUCUCCCUUUUCACACGGUAGUGCCAUCCUGUGACUGCACUUAGCUGUGCAGCGCCACAUUAUCUCCUGACUGACAGUUUGCUCUGGUAGAGUAUAACUUAAUUGAACUUUGUUGGGCUUAUCAGUGUGAAAAGGGUGAUCAUGUUAUCAUCCAAAUAUAUAAUAAUGAUGAUACCGGGGAUACUGUGGAUAGGCAGAGCCAGAUCAGAAAUGUGCUCAGGGAUGAGUCAGAGCAUUAUUGAUUUAUGAUGUCUUGCUUCGUUAGUCCCAUAUCUUCAUUCUGCAUCGUAUCUCAUCUAUUUAUUGAUUAAUAAGGAUUCAUCACUUGAUUGUCAUUUUUAGUGCUACACUUGACUUUGUGCAUCAUUCCUCUGAUUCAUUCAAUAGAUAAUUUCUAACAUACUGUAUGUUGCAAAUGCUAGUUUUAAGUUACACAGUUCAGGUAGAAAUCCAUUCAUUGCUUCUCUUCUGCAAGUUAAAGUCUGUUAGAUUAAGCUAUGGCGGUCUAUGUACAGUUAGACCUUAUGUAGGUAGACCUUAUGUAAUUAUAUUAACUUUUGAAUGUGAAUGAUUCACAUUCUGUAUGUUUCCUUUUAUAAUGCAAAUACUUGUGUAUGCUUGACUACAUGUGUAUGUGUGCUUGUUGCUGUUUUAGAUGUGUGUGUGAGUGUAUGGAUGAAACAAGACAAAUGACGUAUACUUUAGCCCACAAACAAAAAACAACCACUGGCUUUUUUGCCAUUCUUUGAAGUCACCAUUCUAAGUGUAUAUAGUGUAAUAAGACUGAAGUUGUCAGUAGCUGUUUUUAUCAUCUUAUGUGUCAAUCCACUCCACUUUAUUUUACUUAAUCAGAUAGAGGAAUGGUGUAAGGAGGGUGAAAGAGUGACUUAGUAGUAGACAACAAAGGUAAACCCAACUACUUCUACAAUGAAUAAUACUGUGUCAAAAGUGACACUGAUCCCUGCAGUGAAAUAGUCUUUUCUUGAACCCCCGUUGAAGAGAUCAAAGUACAGGGCGAGCUGGAAGAGGAUCUUUGGAGUUUGUGGGGAUUCAGUAUCUUGCUAAUGGACAUUUCAGAAGGGCAGGUCCUCGUGGACAGGGGACAUAAAGAUCUCAUUAACAUGAGACUUCCAGUUGAACCACCAGGCCACACUUUCUGUAUUUACCUCCAUUGUUCCAGCAGCAUAGCCCAGACAUCUACGUUCUAACGUUUUAAAUUGCAACCACAACUGGCAUUCUAGCAAAGAGAGUUUACCAAAUUAAUAAAGCAUAGCACAUGGACAAUAUAUGUAUGUAUUUAAAGGAAACAGAAUAAAUGCUAUCACUUAACCUGUCAAAGUUGCUGAGGACUUAACAUCCAACCAACAUAUAUGCUCACAAAUCCUGUAUGAUAAUUGAGAAAAGCUUCAUGAUCUUCCUUUCCCUGUGAGCUACAAAUACACUUGCACAGCCCGACCCCACCCUGCUGAAAACAGACUAUUAUACUUGAAUCAUCACCAUUAUCAUCAUCUAUAACAAGUUCAGCUGUUGGGUAUGGUAGGUAGGCCUGCAGGUGCUACACAAGCUAUGAACAGGGUCUGGAGAGAAACAAAAACAUUUUUUUCAUUGUUUUUUUUUCCAGUAUUGAUGUUAUAGCCUACAUAGUUAAAGGUCCACCCAUGCCCAUCCUUUACUACUAUUUUUAUUGUUUCUGUACUUACUCUGCAGUCUGACGUGUCUCUGUUCUUGUGACGUUUACAUUUCAUCAGCUUUAAGUUUUCUUUGUUCUGUCUUCAAUAGUGCACUUGCUUGUUCCAUUUGUUCACCUCUUUGUCUUACUCGUGACUUCCUGGUGUAUUCUGCUGUCAUUGUAUUCUUGUCUUUUUCUUCCUCCUCCUUCCCCCAUUAAAUACUAGAUGUUAUUAGAUAGACAGAUAGACUCACUCACAUUUUAAACCUUGAUUUUACUUUGAUUUUAAAAUGACAAAGUCCUAAAUUUUUUUGUUUUCUUUUCUUCAUGUGUAUCCAUGUUGUAAAUAGAACAAUGUAAACAAAAAACUAAUGCUGAAUAAAAAAAAUACAUAUUUUGUUUGAAGAGAU